Mytilus californianus (California mussel) is the source of this 16199-nucleotide messenger RNA. RefSeq lists its product as uncharacterized. The transcript is spliced from 9 exons. The record is from RefSeq and is a predicted model, not a curated record. Lineage: Eukaryota; Metazoa; Mollusca; Bivalvia; Mytilida; Mytilidae. The coding region runs from base 195 to 4436 and encodes 1413 amino acids.
GGACUUUCAAGUUUCACUUUCGAUUCGACUGUGAUAAAUUAUCAAUUUCGUACUGAUCGGUUGUGGACAAAUUUUUUAAUGAUAGUGGCUGUUUGAUCAGUGUGAAGAUAUGUUUAUGUACAAAGAAUUUAUAAACGUUCUUUUCAGUUGAACUCAAAAGAUGUUGAUUUAAAGAGUUAUCUACAAAUGCUGUGAUGGGAGAAAAAAAGAAUCAAGAUUUAUCAUCAAAAUUACAAAGAAACAAUAUGCCAUUGAAAGACAUAUUCCAGAAAAAGACAGAGAAUUCAUCAAGCUUCCUGUCUGAUGUUUGGAAACCUCGUUAUAAGGAUGGAAAUCAAAUCACAGAAGAUAAUGAUGAGGCAAAUCACCAUAAUAUCCGAAAAGAUGGAAAAAAUCAUACAAGGACAACAAAGAACUGUUUACAGGUGCAAGAGGUGUUUGAAAAUAAUUGUGAUGAUAAAAAGAAGAGAAAUGUUUCUUGUCACUGUGGUAGAAGAACCUGUCCUUUAAAUAUGAUAAAUAGGCUAAAUAGGGAAGACCCUCCUGAAAAAAGAAUCGUCAAUGACUUUGAAAUGAUGAAAUCAUUUAAAGCAUCAGAUGGAACACUUCCAUUUCGUUUGUUUUCAUUAAUAUUGUUUGGAGGUGAACGUGAUAAUAAACGUCCAUUAUCAUCUGAUGAUGACUCUUAUGAACAAAGAAGUAAAGAUUUUGGGUCAUUUCCUACAAGGCAACUUUUAAAUGAAGUUUUUUCUGGUUUGUUUGAAGGAAAAUCGAAAACAUUGGAUGAGAAAAAAAAAGAGAAUACCAAGAAUCAGAGUAAAGAUUUCAAAUUUCCAAAACCUUCAAGACCACCUCCAAAACCACCUAGAAAGACUGAAAGAAAACUACAGUUAUCAAUUUCUAUUGAUGAAGAUGAGAAAACUAAAAAUGAUAAGUCUUUGAAUACAUGUGAAAAGUCAGUGAUUUAUAGGGUAGAUCAUUUCAACAAUGGUAAAUCUACUGAAGAUGAUGAUUCAGUUGAAGUCAGUGACACAGGUAGUAUUGAUAGAGUCAUUACAGUUGAAAAUAAAUUAAGCAUUUCGAUGGAUUGUAGUCCCCAUAGUUUAUCAGAGAAUUCCAAACAGAAGAAGCCAGAUUUCAGUCAGUCAUUUCCAGCCAGUGGAAACAGCAAGUCCAGUCUUGACAAAGAUAGUAACUCAGGAUUUAGUCCGUCAUUUCCAGCCAGUGGAAACAGCAAGUCCAGUCUUGACAAAGAUAGUAACCCAGGAUUUAGUCAGUCAUUUCUAGCCAGUGGAAACAGCAAGUCAAGUCUUGACAAAGAUAGUUACCCAGGAUUUAGUCAGCCUUUCACUAGUGAUUUACGAAGUGAGGGUGAAUCCUCAAAAAAAUCUGCAGAUGAUUCUAAAACUUCAGGAUCUGGUCAGAAAAAAUUAGGAUCUGAAAAAAAUAGUUCUGGUUUGAAAACUGACCCUUGUGAGUCUGUAGGCAAUGUGGAUGAUACCCCUCCCUACAAGAGCCAACAGAGUAACACAUUCGUCAGCCAUGAAACAGAUGACUUUGAUGAUCCACUGGAUGAUAUAUUUGGUCCAGAGUGUGGUCCUGAGCUUGAGGAAUUUCCUGACCUACUUAAUCAUGAUGUACCAGAGGAAUACUGUGCCUCUCCUGCAAUUGAAAAUCCUUCUUUACUGCCUACAGACCCUCAGACAUUACUGGAAGAACACAUGCAUCAUUGUCCUGCAGCAGCACAUCAUCACAAUGUUUGUUGUAAAUGUAACCAGUUCACAAAGAAUCAACAUAUGCUAUAUGAGUUAGCCAUAACUGAGGGUUUAGAAAUGCACGAUGUUGUCCCUGAUGGAAAUUGUAUGUUCAGAGCAAUCAUUGACCAACUGAGAAUGCAGGGGGAGCUAACUCUGACAUGUCAUCGUAUCAGACAGAGGGCAGUUGAUUAUCUGAAGAAUAAUCCUCUCCAGGAUGAUGGUACUCAUCUGGAAGAUUUCUUUGUUGCUGAAGAUGAAUCCUGGGAAGAAUAUCUAAAGAGAAUAUCUAGGGAUGGUGAAUGGGGAGAUCAGAUUAUACUGAGAGGAUUAGCAGAAGUUGUAAACAGAGAGAUUUCCAUCAUAACUACAAUUGGUGAUUUACACAAUCAGACGUCCAUAACACCUAAAGUUGCAGACAAAGACAAGGUCAAAACGAUAUAUUUGGGUCAUGUGAAUGAUCAGCAUUACUACAGCUUAAGACCAAAAGGAUGGCAUAACCAGUGGUACAGAGAUGCGAGAAGGAAGCAAUUAUCAGAUUCUAGUCAGUCCCAUAGCAAUGCUUUAGAAGAACAGAGUAUUUCUUUGGAAGAGUCGUCUUCAGAAGAAGAGUUGACAUUGCCAUGCAGACCAAGUAAACUAAUAAAUUGCAGCUCUCAGUACAUCGAUACAUACAGUCGUGUUCCAAUUUUUCAUAUGAAUUUCAUUAUAGAGAAUGUGCUACCAAAGAUUAAUAUUUACACACCAUAUAGAUUUUAUGGGGGAAAAACUUGUAUAGUACCAAUUAGUUGUCAGAAAAAAUGGGAAAUAGCAGGUAGUUGUGAAGAAGGACUUUCUGUGAAUGUAUAUACAUCAAGUCUUCAGAAUGAACGUGGAAUGGGGAAUGAAAGCUUAAAUGCAGUAAAAGUAUCUAAUCUUCCAAAUCUAUUUAAACAAAUUGGAAAGCCGAAUUUGGUAUUCAAAGAUGACUCUUAUAAAUCGAAGAGUAAAGUUGCUAUUAUAGACUCUGAAAAUACUAGUCCUGGAUUUACUCAUGUUAGAUCACCAAAACACAAUCCACAGAUUUUCUACAAGGAAGUAAACGGAACAUACUUCUUAUCAAAUACAUCCUUUCAUUCUGGAAUGAAUGCAAAUGGAACAUUGAAAAUCAAAAGAACCAUACGCUUCAAAGACCCAUUUCUUAUUUUUCAGAAAGAGGCUUGCAUGAUUUAUUAUUAUGCUAAAUGUCCCAAAUGGCCAAAAGAAGCAAGUGAGUGGGUUUUAAGGAAAAGGCCCAGCGGUUGGCCAGACACAUCUUUGCUUGAGGAGACCCUGAAAGCUCCUUGUCUUCUCACGCCAAAAUACCAUCCGUUCAGUAAAAACCCUGAUAUUGAAUGGAUGUUUGAUUUCUCAUUCCCUGAAACAUUUCUUCUCAAAGGUAACAUAUCAAAAGAACAGAAAUACUGCUUUCAUGUGUUCAAACUUUUAAUAGACUUUCAUACAGGUCGAAGAAUAGAGUUAUCUACCUUUGUUCUCAAAACCAUCUUCCUAUACACAUUAGAAGUUAUACCUUGCCAGCAAUGGGAGACUUGUCCGUCAGCAUGCAUGCUUUAUAUGACAGAAACCUUACUGUCAAGUUUGAAGGAAAAGAAAAUUCCCCAUUACUUCAUUCCUGAAAACAACAUUAUUUCACAUUUAAAUGGUACAAUUCUUUAUCAUUUGAUAGAAAAAGUAAAUGUUGUGCGUGAAUUUCCCAUCAUGUCAGUUAUUCUGAUGGCAGAGGGUCAUGGUUUAAUGACCACAUAUAUCACCGAUCAAAUUAUUGAAGAUUUAAAUCACCUCUCGGAUUUAAGCAAUAUUCAUGAUUCAGUUCUAAAUACAUUCAUUCCUGCUUAUGCUCAAAUAACAGUCACCUCUCUUGCCCAUCAAAAAUUCCGCCAAGCAGUUACUGCAGUUACCACUGGAUAUAGAAUGUUGCAAGACCUUCCACGAUGUAGUGAUGAUGUUUAUAAUCCCUAUGAAAAUAUGUCAUUAGAAAUGUUCAUCAAGGAAACUACCGAUGGGAUGAAAAUGUUUCAGGUUUGGUGGCUGUGUUUCUUUGUGGAUCUCUUUAAGAAGAAAAAUACUUUGGCAUCAUUUACAAGAACCAAUCCUUUCAAAAAAAUCAGUGAUCUCAUGGAUGAUUGUCCUCCAGGUGACCUUGAUGCUGUAUCUGUCCCAAAAUGGAUUUUACAAAGUUAUCGUUAUGAAUACGAUUACAAGCAAUUGCGAGAUUUUGGAUUUGUUUUAAUACUGUGUACAUAUUUAAUGCAAGAAGGGGAAUAUGGUCUGGCAGGACAUUAUUUGAGGGGACUUGUCAAAAUGAUUUCUAAAAUUUUUAAUGAUCCUGAUGCAAUAAUGGCAGAAGUAUUACAGAAUCCAAUGGUUGCACAGUCAAAGGAGAAAAACAUUGAUUAUCUUAUGCAAGCUUUUAUAACUGGGAUGUCAUCAAGUUUAUUCUUAAUUUUACAAAAUCUGUUCACAUGUUAUGUGAAACAAGGACAGACAGAAUAUUUUCAAGAGUAUAUUGAACAAUUUGAAUCCGUCUGUAAUAACAUGGCCACACCCUCUUCAUUUACUGUUCUUGCUGAUAUCUGGAGAUCAUUAGGAAAUACAAAGAAGAUGAAGGAGGCUUUAGAACAAUUUGAAACCAUAAAAACUUAAGAACAGCAAGUGUAUUAUAUUACAUGCACAAAAAAUGUGAGAGAAAAAAAUCUGCAAUUAAAUCUUUUUUAUGAGAGGAAAACCAUAAAUUAAAUUAAGCAUCAUUUUCAUCUUUUUUUGACUAGAUAUUUAGAAAAAAAAGUUUUAAUGAAAUCAAGUGCAGAAUUUAAGAAAUUAUUAAACUUCAAAAUAAUUUUCAAAUCACAAUUCCAAGGUAAUCAGUAUCAUCAUGAAAAGGUUUCAGACUACCUAUUCACCUACUUCAAUUUAGAACAUAUGUAAAAGAUGCCCUUCCCUGACAAAAAAGUGCUUUUGAUGUCAUUAUUUACUUAAACUAACUAACAAAUUUGCAGAAAUGAAACUUUUGAUUAGAAAGAGAAAUAUAUGUAGACCAUUUUGAUACAAAUUUAUUUGUCCAUGAUUUUGCAUUAAAAAUUGAGGAUUAAGGCACUCCAUAUUAUACUUGUAUAAGAUUUCCAGAAAACCAGGGGUUAUUUGUAGUUGCAGUUGAGUUCUGAAGGGUGGUAUUUCAUUGCAAGACUUUAAACAAUUUGGUUGAAAAUUGGCAUAUAGAAAGGUGAUACAUGUAAAAUUCAGAUUAUACCUGGUUUCUAUGAAGUUAAACUUAAGGUGAAAUAUUUAGAAAGCUGUGAAAAUUGAAAAAUUUGAUUGAUUAUAUAGGGGAUUUGAAAUGGUGGUCUGACACCAAAUGAUCACACUUAUCAAUAUAUAAGAACUUUGGAAAUUACCAUUAUAUAUACAGUAUGCACUAAGAAGAAUGAUCAAGUCUACAGCUGUGAAUUCAGAAAUUUUGUUUUUAUUAUUGCAAAAAAUUUCAACUGGAUAGGUUUCAUAUAACUAAAAAAUUGCAUUUUUAAUUUUGAUAACUAUUUGUAUGAAACAUUUCCUAUAAUUGUAGUAAUUAUUAUUGUAAUAUAGGUACAAAAUUUAAUUGCAUGAAUAUUAUCCAUAGUAGAUAUUCAUUAUUAUUGCGCUAGCUUACAAGUGCAAUACAUAUUGUUUGAGGGAUAAUAUUCACCAAUAUUCAUCCAAUAAACCUUUUAUUGUACAAAUGUAUUGCAAAGCUUGAAAAACUGUUUAAAACAAUUUUAGUGUCAUAAAUGACAUUACAUUGUCGUGCUGUUUAAAAGGUUUUAUUUAUCUAUUAUACUUUCACUAAAAUGUGAAAAAGGGGUAAAAAAAAUCAUUCAAGGGCAAUAACUUAAUUCUUCGUUGUUUGACAAUUUUUGUUAUGUUGAAUUAUUUGUAGAUCUUGUGUUGCUGGUCAUAUCUUAACUUUAAAAUUUGACUCUAUCUAUCAUAGUUUUCAAGAUAAUUGGCAACAACAAACAUUAGUAAAAACCAGCACUAAAUAAGGCAAACGACUCCUAGCUAGAAGUCUGACAAUUUUUGUUGAAAUAGACAGUAAUAUGUAAAUCUUGAUAUUUUGAACAUUUUUGCCCUGUCAGUUUUUCUCUUUAUAUAAUGGUUUCCAAAAUAAAGGACAAUAUUUGCAUUUUACUCCAAUGUUCUAUUUUUUGGGUGGCCAGCAGAUUCAUCAGACAUAUUUUAAACUAGAUACCCAAAGGAUUAGUGUGGCCAAGUUUGGUUAAAAAAAAUUUUUUGUUUUGUUUAAGUUAAUGAACGAUGACGACGACAGACGAGUGACACAAAGAGAUGGCAAAAGACAUCUCAUCAGUGACAUUAACAAUAAAAGCAUGUAACAGUGACGCUUGAAAAUUAAAUUUUACAUAGGGAGCUUAUUCUAUUUCUAGUACCGGUAGUUUUUUUGGUCGGCCACGAUCCAUAUCUAACCUAGUGCCUCAUGACAUAGUUUUUUAUACGACCGCAAAAUUUUUGCGUUCGUAUAAAAUUAUGAUGUUGUCAUCAUCGUCGUCAUCUGAAGACAUUUGGUUUCCAGACAAUAACUUGAGAUUAAGUGUAUGUAUCUCUCUGAAAUUGUAACACAAGGUGCCAUACCACAAAAGUAAGGUUGGGAUUGAUUUUGGGGGUUAUUGUGGUAAAUGUUUAGAAAUUAGGGGCCAAAAACAAUCAAUUUUCUUAUUUCAGGACAAUAACUUGUGUAACAGUCUAUGGAUCUCUAUGAAAUUGUGCCACAAGGUUCCAUACCCAAGAAGGAAGGUUGGGAUUGAUUUUGGGGGUUAUGGCCCUAAUUAUUUAGGAAAAAAGAACCAAAAACAAUACUUUUCUGAUACUUUGUAUAAAUUGCUUAUUUCUUGACCAAUUUCAAUGUUUAAUUCAAAGUCAUGAAAUCUUGGGGUUUUUAGAUAUGCUGAAUGUAACCGUGUAUUUAGAUUUUGGUCCCCAUUUUUAAAUUGGUCCACAUUGAGGUCCAAAGGGUCCAAAAUUUAACUUCGCUUGAUUUAAGAAAAAAAUAGAAUUCAUGGGUUCUCUGAUAUACUGAUUUAGAUUUUUGAUUUUGGGACCGGUUUUCAAAUUGGUCCACAUUAAGGUCCAAAGGAUUCAAGAUUAAACUUAGUUUGAUUUUAACUGAAAUAGAAUUCAAUGGGUUCUUUGAUAUGCUGAAUCUAAACAUGUACUUAGAUUUUUGAUUUUUGGGCCCAGUUUUCAAGUUGGUCAAAUCUAGGUCCAUAAUUAAACUAAUUUUGAUUUUAACAAAAAUUAAAUAUGGGGUUCUUUAAUGUGCUGAAUCUAACCGUGUAUUAAGAAUUUGGAUUUUGGGCCCCUUUAUCAAAUUGGUCCACAUUGAGGUCCAAAGGGCCCAAAAUUUUUCGAAGGAAUUAUCGGUUAUUAAAAUGGUGAUGUAAGGCGGGCGUCUAGGCGGAUCUACGGGCGGCUGCCAAACAGUGUCAGCACAAUAACAUGAAAAUGCUUUAACAAAUUUUUUUCAAAUUUAAAUAUGUUGUUUCCUGGGACUUAAUGAAAGUCUAGUUCAAUUUUCAAGAUUUUAGUAUAUCUCCUUUGUGAGUUAUCGCCAUUUUUAAUAUCCAAAAGUAGAAUUUUUAAAUAUUUUACUCUUGUUAUCAUGUUAUGAUUUGUCUUAUCUCAGAAUAAAAAUUGGAGUGACAGAUUUAUUUGAAAAUUAUCUAUUUCCUAAGUGGUAAUGAUUAUAAGCUAUAUCAUUAGACAUUUUGAAGAUUAUUACAUUAUUAGUUAUGUUAGAGUACUACGUUAAACAACCAUAGUUCUGUUCAAUUAGAUAUUAGAAAUAUUUUAGCAUAUGAUAAUGAUUUAUUUUCAUUAUUAAUUAGAUCUGGGAAAUAUCUUAGCAUAUGAUAAUCAUUGGAGUGACAGAUUUAUUUGAAAAUUUUCUGUUUCCUGAUAAGAUCUGUAGGACUGUAUAUAUAAAGUUUGAAAUUUACUAGAAGGACUGUAUAAAUGAAGUUUGGAAUUUACUGUUCAUUAUUAGACAUUUUGUAGAUAAUUAAGUCUCCCUAAAUCAUGUAUAUUCUUACCCCCACCCCCCUUCAAUUUGAGAAUGUGCUUUUAUCUUGUAAACGGUCGAGAUCAUCACCCCUACACCAUAUAUAUUCUUGCAUGGGACAAUAAAACAAAUCAAAUGAAAUAAAAGGCGAGUCCCCUGGGGUCACCCUCAACCCCUUCUGUAUGAGAACUUGUAAACGGUCGAGAUCCCCACCCCUAAACCAUAUAUAUUCUUGUAUGGGACAAUAAAACAAAUCAAAUGAUAUAUAGGGGAAGUCCAGAGAGGUCACCCCCACCCCCCUUCUUUUUGCAAACUUGUAAACGGUCAAGAUCGCCACCCCGAAACCAUAUAUAUUCUUGUAUGGGACAAUGAAACAAAUCAAAUGAAAUAAAAGGUGAGUCUCCUGAGGUCAACCCCACCCCUUCCUGUUUAAGAACUCCUAAACGGUCGAGAUCCCCACCCCUAAACCAUAUAUAUUCUUGUAUGGGAAAUAAAACAAAUCAAAUGAAAUAUAGGGGAAGUCCAUGAGGGAACCCCAACCCCCCUUCUUUUUGAUAACUUGUUAACGGUCAAGAUCCCCACCCCAAAACCAUAUAUAUUCUUGUAUGGGACAAUAAAACAAAUCAAAUGAAAUUUAGGGGAAGUCCAUGAGGGUAACUCCCACCCCCCUUCUUUUUGAAAACUUGUUAACGGUCAAGAUCCCCACCCUGAAACCAUAUAUAUUCUUGUAUGGGACAAUAAAACAAAUCAAAUGAAAUAUAGAGGGAGUCCCUUGGUGUCACCCCGCCCCAUCCUGUUUUGAGAACUUGUAAACGGUUGAGAUCCCCAUCCCUAAACCAUAUAUAUUCUUGUAUGGGACAAUAAAAAAAGUCAAAUGAAAUAUAGGGGAAGUCCCUGGGUGUCACCCCUACCCCAUCCUGUUUUGAGAACUUGUAAAUGGUCAAGAUCCCUACCCCGAAACCAUAUAUAUUUUUUGUACGGGACAAUAAAACAAAUCAAAUGAAAUAAAAGGCGAGUCCCCUGGGGUCACUCCCACCCCCUUCCUGUUUAAGAACUUGUAAACAGUCGAGAUCCCCACCCAUAAACCAUAUAUAUUCUUGUAUAGGACAAUAAAACAAAUCAAAUGAAAUAUAGAGGAAGUCCACAGGGGUCACCCCACCCCCCUUCAUUUUGAAAACUUGUAAACGGUCAUGAUCCCCACCCCUAAACCAUAUAUAUUCUUGUAUGGGACAAUAAAACAAAUCAAAUUAAAUAUAGGAGGAGUCCCUGGGUGUCACCCCCACCCCAUCCUGUUUUGAGAUCUUGUAAACUGUCAAGAUCCCCACCCCGAAACCAUAUAUAUUCUUGUAAGGGACAAUAAAACAAAUCAAAUGAAAUAAAAGGCGAGUCCCCUGGGGUCACUCCCACCCCUUCCUGUUUAAGAACUUGUAAACGGUCGAGAUCACCACCCAUAAACCAUAUAUUCUUGUAUGGGACAAUAAAACAAAUCAAAUGAAAUAUAGAGAAAUUCCACAGGGGUCACCCCACCCCCCUUCUUUUGGAAAACUUGUAAACGGUCGGGAUCCCCACCCCUAAACCAUACAUAUUCUUGUAUGGGACAAUAAAACAAAUCAAAUGAAAUAUAGGGGGAGUCCCUUGGUGUCACCCUAACCCCAUCCUGUUUUGAGAACUUUUAGACGGUCAAGAUCCCCACCCCGAAACCAUAUAUAUUCUUGUACAGGACAAUAAAACAAAUCAAAUGAAAUAAAAGGUGAAUCCCCUGGGGUCACUCCCACCCCCUUCCUGGGAAUGACUAAUUAUGGGAGCCUUGUUUGGGGGACUUCGUAACAGAAUCAUGUUAUAAUUAUUUCUUGUAUUAAGUAAUUUUUUUUUAAAGUCGGAAAAAAAGUUAAACACCCAAUCUACACAUUUACAACCUAUUUGAAAUAUUACACAUCUACCGUUGCAAACUUUCCACAGGUGCUUUCCAGCACUUUGAUUUUUUAUGAAGUGAACUCCUUUAAAAAUUAAGCUUAUACAUGUAUUGUUUAUUAAUAAACAUAUAUUUAGAUUUCUGAUUUUGGGCCCAGUUUUCAAGUUGGUCCAAAUCGGGGUCCAAAAUUAAACUGUGUUUGAUUUCAACAUAAAUUGAAUAAAUAUAGGGUUCUUUGAAAUGCUUACUCUAAACCUGUAUUUCUUUUCAUUAUUAAUAAGAUAAUACCACAUUGAGGUCCAAAGGGUCCUAAAUUAAACUUUUGUUUAAUUUUAUCAAAAAUUGAAUUCUUUGGUUCUUUGAUAUACUGAUUCUUACAAUGUUUGAGUGUUAUUCAAUCAUAUCUUAUUUUAGAGAACUUAGUCAUCACUGGUUGUUGUUAUUAUAUUAUUGAUUAUAAUUUGAAAAUUGCAUCAUAUCUUAUUUUAGAAAAAAUUUAUUCAGUUUGAGUUAUUUCCCUUUGCACAGAAAAUAUUAUGGAUAAAAUUAACCUGUGUUUCAUUUCAACAUAAUUUAAAUAUAUAUAGGGUUCUUUCAAAUGCUGAAUCUAAACCUGUAUUUAAAUAUUAGAUUUUUGGGCCCAGCUUUCAAGUUGGUCCAAAUCAGGGUCCAAAAUUAAACUUUGUUUGAGUCAACGAAAAUUGAAUUUAUGGGGUUCUUUGAAAUGCUGAAUCUAACUAUGUAUUAAGAGAUUUUUCAUUGUAGACUCCUUUAUCAAAUUGGUCCACAUUGAGGUCCAAAGAGUCCUAAAUUAAACUUUUGUCUGAUUUCAUCAAAAAUUGAAUUCUUGGGUUUCUUUGAUAUGCUGAUUCUAAUAUGUACUUAGAUUUUGGAUAUUGGACCAUAAUAGGUAAAUGUCGAAUUUCAAAUAUUUCAGUUCUUUGACCACAUUCAUUUUGUGUCACAAACCUAUGCUGUGUCAAAUAUUCAAUCACAAUCCAAAUUCAGAGCUGUUUUAAGCUUAAAUGUAGUGUCCAUACUUGCUCAACUGUUCAGGGUUCGACCUCUGCAGGAAAAUCCGGUUUGCUGUCACUCUGACAGCCUCUUGUUGUUUGAUUUUAUCAAAAAUUGAAUUCUUGGGGUUCUUUGAUAUGCUGAUUCUAACCAUGUAGUUAGAUUUUGGAUAUUGGACCAUAAUAGGUAAAUGUCCAAUUUCAAUUAUUUAAGUUCUUAAUUAGAUAUAAGAAGAUGUGGUAAGACUACAAUCAUUCUGUGUCAGAAACUAUGCUAUGUCAAAUAUUUAGUUUAAACAAUAUUUAUUCAAAUAAAUCAAUACAUAAUAUAUAAUUCUGAUACAUGAAAUAAAUAAAAAGGAUGUCAAAUAUUUAAUCAGAAUCCAAAUUCAGAGCUGUAUUGCACAAUUAAUAGAAAUUGUAAGUAUAGUCAUAGUUAAAUAGUAAUAGUAAGUUUUAUAGAGUUUUUAAAGACAUUGUAUAAAUGAUGUAUGAUAUGUUGGAAAUUGUUUUCCUUUUUUUUGUAAAUUUUUUGAAGAACUUCCUGGUAGGUUUGUUUGUUAUUCUGUAUAAAUUAAUUUUCAGAAUGCUAUGUAUAUAUAUAUACAAGUCUAAAUUGAAAACAAUGUUCAAACCUAUGAUUGCGUUGGAUAAAAACUGCAAUUUUUAUAUGUGUGCAUGCAAAACAAAUGUCUUGGUAGAGGGGUCUAAAUACAGCACAAACAACAUUUUCCAAAAGACCAAAAAAGUGAAAAAGUAUAUUUUAAUAAAACGCAUUUGACUAGCAAGCCGAACAACGGAUGUUCUUAAACCCUGCUGACUGCCAUUGGCGAUUGCCAAAUAAACGGAUCACUAGAUGUAACAAAAUGGAUCUUACUUAUUAAUUUAAAACAGAAAACAAUAAACUUGUGGAAAAGAUGGAAUAUAUGCCUAAGAAUGUAACUUUAACACACUAAUGAGUGUUAUAAAAUUAGUUGUUAUAUUUUGUAUUAUUCACGCAAUAUUUCACUAAACAAAUUAGCUUCAUCAGGCGCGUGCAGCCAACCAGGUAAAAGUUAGAGGCUGUAAAGAAAUUUUUGCAGCUCAAUGUUAAAUGUCUAGAAAAAUAUUUUUGCGGCUUAUUGUACAUAGCAAUUCUUAAAUCAAAACAAAUAGUUGUUUUAGUUAAAUAGAACGAAGUUCAGGAUUUAUUCCUUUGGUUUUGGGUAGAACUGUUUUUCAUCUCUCUCAUUAAGUCCAUCAGGUUCAAGAGUACGUAGCUGAUGCAUCCAGAACCUUUCUCUCUGUUUUCUCCUUUGGGAGUCCCAAUUUUGUAUUUAUAUAUAUAUACUUUUUUUUUUAAUGAGGUGAACCCCUUUAAAACUUAACUAAUAUUGUCCAUUUAUAAAUGAAUAUCGGGUAAUAGAAAAGCUGACUUUGCGGGAUUUCCAUAUGUUUUCCCUGAGCAUUACUAUAACCUGAGACUACUAUAACACAGUAGUCUCAGCUAUAACAAGUGUGUUUAUCAACCUAGAAAAUAAAAAUUUGAAGUUUUGAAGCCUUACGUAAUAGCUGGUUAACUUUAUAAACAUUAUUUUAUAAAUUAUGAAUUUAAAAUCAAGUCUUUAGAAUGCGAAAACAAACAAAAUAGAGUAAUUCCCAAAUUCAGUUAGACAAGCUUAUUAAUAAGCUUAUAGUUUGUUCACCGUUUCAAGCGUUUAAAAGACGAAGAUUUGAGUCCUUUCCCGCGGGGUUUUCCACUUUCACUUUCGAUUCGACUGGGUAUCAUUCAACAAUUUCUUACUGGAUGAUUGUGGACAUAUUUUUGAAAUGGCAGGAGUUCUUUAAUCAGUGUGUACAUAUGUUUAUGUACAAAGAUUUCAUACACGUCAUUUUCAGUUGAACUCAAAGGUAAAUGGCAUAUAUUUUUAAAGAGCGAAAACAAGGAAGAAAUUUGACGUGUUCCUGUUUUAGAAUGGUCAACCCAAAAUAAAAAAGUGGUAAAAAUAAAUUCAUACAGGAGGCAUUGAUAAAACUUAAGAAAAAAGGAAAAUUCCAUAUUACACCCAAAUGUAAAGGUGUCAUUGAGAUUUUUGUAACUUAUGACUUUUUUGUAAGGUGGGGUGUGACAUAAGGAAUUUUUUUCUAAAGAAAAAAGAAUUCAAACUGACUAGGCCACCCUUAACAAAUGUUUUGUUUGAUCUUGCCUUCUCAUGCCUUGUAGGAUGGUAUCGGGUCGGUUCGCCCUAAUAAAAUGUUCACCCAUAGAGUCAAUUUUCCCUGGGUUUUGUUUGCCCAAAAACAUAAUAAAUAUUUGUGACGAAUAAGUGUAGUAUGGUACUUGAACUAAAGUGUGUAUUCUUGUGGUUGUGUUGUGUUGUUGGGUGUCUAAGUUUCACUCGUACACGGACGACAAAUGCCAAGUAUACUCUUUAACAGGGUUACCCUUGAAAUCUACUGGUAGCGUGAUUAAGGGAAUCCUGGUCACAUAAAUAAAUAAAUGGAUCCUGGUGUAGUCUGAACGAAGUCUUGCAAGUGAACAUAAACACGAAGUCGAAUAAAAGUUCAAUACUGUAUUAUUAAAAUCAUAAGACUAUAACAAAGUUACAAGUAUAACACAAUGUACAUCUAACUUCAGGCUCAACAAUACGGCUCUCCUCUACUAAAUAAACACAACUGUCCUCUCCUCACUAUAAAUUCUCUCUCCCCCCUAUCUCACGCUUUUUCUUUCUUUUAUAUGACUCCUACAAGCACAUAUACAAAUAUAGACUACUAGGGCAACCGAGCUCAGUGUAAUCUGUGCUCCGGAAAUCCGGGUGAUCAGGUAAUCCGGGUACUCCGGUGAUCCGGACUCCUAGUGUUCCGUGCUCCUUACAUAAAUUUACUAGGGCACCAUAUGCAAAUCAUUAGGGCUCACUAGUCAAACAAAGAAAUCUAAAUAUAACUCCUAAUUAAUAUAAUCUCUGAUGAUCUCUAACUGUAUCAAAUGGCUAUGUGUGAAAAUACAGAUGUAUGUAAACCUGAUACAAUCAGAUAACACGCUUGACCUAACAUAUAAAAAUGUUACAUAUUUAUGGUAUUGAUUAAAGCUUGAUAAACUCAUUCAGAUAUUUAUAAAGUAAAAUAUAAACUCAUUCAGAUAUUUAUAAAGUAAAUAUUAAAGAAAAUAUAUAUUUCUCAAAGUCAUGAAAAAACCAUGGAAAUAUUUAAAAGGCACUGGCUAAGAUUAUGUUGAAAAUGUAAUGUUCAAUAACAGAAAAGUUAUUGUCAUGUUGGAUACUACUGUGGAUUCAUUUAUUUUUGUGGGUAUCAAUUUUCGUGGAUUGCUGAAAACUUGCAUAUUCGUGGAUAUUUGAUUUUGUAGUUUUUUCCAAUCUCUGUAUUCAAAGCCUAUUCAAAAUAUGUUAUUCAUUGAACAUUUGAAUUCGUGGUUCCCCUGUACCCACGAAACCCACGAAAAUUAGUAUCCAACGAAUAUUAAUGAAUCCACAGUAAUUGUCGGAAUACUAGGUUGGGUUAGGAACCGAUUAAUUACGAAUGUAACAAUAAUAUUUGUGGUACGUUUACAUUGUUAUUGUUACGUGAAUCAUGAUGCAUUUCAAUAUAUGCUGGGAAAAGUAAUAUAUAUAGUAAUUGUCCCAUAUGUAUGUAAUAUAUUAAAAUACAACUUGAAAAACUUUUAUUUGGUAACAAUCCAAUGAUACAAUAUUGCAUACAGAUUAUAUAAGCAACUACUGCCCAUCCAGUAUGUGCUUUUUGGUGCAUGUUUUAGUCCGACACAUUUUUGGUGGAACCACUCUAGGCAGCCAUCACGAACAAGGGAUGCUGCAAUGUGCACGUCGGUUUUGAAGACAAAACAGUUCCACGUCUGCAAUUACCAUUUUUAUACGGCCGCAAAAAAUUUUGCGGUCGUAUAUUGGUAUGACGUUGUCGUCGUCGUCGUCCGAAGACACAUUGGUUUUCGCACUCUUACUUUUGUUUAAGUGAAUGGAUCUCUAUGAAAUUUUACCAUAAGGUUCAAUACCACAAAAGGAAGGUGGGGAUUGAUUUUGGGGGUUAUGGUACUAACAGUUAAGGAAUUAGGGGCCAAAAGGGGCCAAAAAUAAGCAUUUUUGUAACUUCCAGACAUAACUUGUGUGUAAGUGUAUGGAUCUCUCUGACAUUGUACCACAAGGUUCCAUAUCACAAAGGGAAUGCUGGGAUUGAUUUUGGGGGUAAUUGCCUCCAAAUUUUAGGAAUUAGGGGCCAAAAAGGGGCAAAAAACAAGCAUUUUUCUAGUUUCAUGACAAUAACUUGUUUGUAAGUGUAUGGAUCUUUCUGAAAUUGUACUACAAGGUUCCAUACCACAAAGGGAAGGCUGGGAUUGAUUUUGGGGGUUUUCCCUCAAAAUUUUAGUAAUUAGGGGCCAUAAAAGGGCAAAAAAAACAUGCAUUUUUCUAGUUUCAGGACAAUAACUUGUGUGUAAGUGUAUGGAUCAUUAUGAAAUUGUACUGCAAGGUUCCAUAUCACAAAGGGAAAGCUGGAAUUGAGUUUGGGGGUAAUUGCCCUAAACGUUUAGGAAUUUGGGGCCAAAAAAGGGGCCAAAAAACAAGCAUUUUUCUAGUUUCCAGACAAUAACUUGUGUUCAAGUGUAUGAAUCUCUCUGAAAUUGUACUGCAAGGUACCAUACCACAAAGGGAAAGCUGGGAUUGAGUUUGGGGGUGAUGAAUCAUAAGGGGGUUCAAAAAAUUGGGGGGGGGGAUUUUUUUUUUCCUUUUUUUUCUUUAACAUUUUCCAUUUUAAAUUGGUAUAUUUCUGAUUUAUAUAUAAAAGCAAAUAAUAAUGAUAUGGUUUGAAUAGGCAUACAUGUGAACCUCCCGACGGGAGUACAAUAAUCCCGUUUUCAGGGGUCUCCUCCCGACCUCCCGUUGAAGAGGAAAAAAUCCUGUGUAUGAAAUUUUUCAUGAAUGAAAAAUUUCUGCCCAACAUAUCAUCUCAGGCAUCUGGUGUAACUGACAUUACCUGAAGUUAUAUUUUACCUGUAAAUCAAUUAACAUGCAUAAUUAUAUGGCUUCACUUGUCAGCUUGGGUGUCAAACAUACUGGUAAUCAACGAUUUUUACCUCAGGCUAAUUGCCGUUGUGUAACAAAAACUGUGUAUUUAUUGGGUUACUUCCCUUGAUUUAUCCUGUUUUAAGUUACUUUCCUUUUAAUAAUGAAAAUUUUUAAAAGAAUAUAAAUAAAAUAUAAAUUGAACAAAUAAUCAUAAAAGGAUGGAUAUUAAAUGAUUUUAAAUGUCUUAGGACAAAUAAAAAAAUAAUAAUUUGAAAAUUAUUUGAGGAUUCUAUACUUCCUUUCAAGGCUUAAAUUGAAAUUUAUAUAAUAACUAUGACCCUAAUUUUACAGAUAGAAUGAUUUUCUGAGUUUGCAAAUAAAAACUAUUUGCAAGAGAAAAAAAAAAAAAAAUAAAAACUA